CAAUUAAUCUCCUUUCAUCCACAUGAACAACCCGACCCAAACACCCAGCCACCUUCCGAGUCCAAUUCGGUGUGGAAUAGGCCGGCGGCAUCCCUCUUAUUUGGACCCAGAUCGGCAACCGGUUCAGAGGCACAUCCAUGAUCUCGCUCACCCCAUCAUAGUCCCCUAAAACCAGAGUAGCCGAACGAUAGUACCACAAUGACUUAGCCAAAACCCGCUUUUUAUCCGUCGGAUUGACGAAUCGGAAGAGAAACCGUCCAUUCGGACGUUCGCGGAUCACCAAACCAUGGUCAGCCACGGGCUAGAUUUGGCCAAUUUGGGACAUGAACCGGUGCGGCGCCGCUUUCAUAGGUUCCACCGAAAUCAGACGCCCCACCAACCAGUGAUAGGUUGGAUCUGCCAAAUCCACCGCUGGAUCCUCAUUGUGGAAGUCAUCUCCCCCAAUAGCGAGGGCUGCAGCAAGCUUCGAAGUCACAUCCUCAACACCAGUCAUUUUGGAUUAAGGGAGGAGGAAGGAGAAAAGAAUGAGAGAACAAGACAAGAAGGAAGCGGAUCCGGCCUGACGGCUACAGCAAACAACGAGAGAGAGGAGUUCUCUCUCGGACGAAUUUUUUAGGUUAUUAAUGAAAACUAUUUUGAAAUUCGUUAGUUAAAUUUGAAAAUAUGAAUAGUGAAAAGGAAUUCAAAAGCAUUGAAAAAUAAUGCAGUACUAGCUAGUGGAGAAAAAAAAUGUCUGAAAGUCGUCUCUCCUCACAUGCAGCAUAAGCUGCAUUGAAGUGCAAUUUGCGCUUGAUGAUUUUUAUGUAUAAACGAGAUUCAGACUUCACAGAAAUCAAGUAGAAACCUCCAAAAAUAUUCUCAGAUGGCAUCGCGUAGUGAGAUUGUCUUGGCUUCCCUUCUUCUUUUUCUUUCAUGCUUAGCAGAAACCUCUGAUGCAAAUGGCGUCGUCCUCUUUUCCUCUCUGCCCAACACUUUAGAAAUGAUCGUGUCACCCCACAAACCAGAACAGGUUAUGAAACCUGCGGAAGGUAGUUGGACUUUUGGUGGGACGUUAAAAGCUGGAGAAGACAAACUCAGCAUCUCAUGGCGUCUAAACCAGAGUUUCUCAGCUGGAACCACCGACUCGGGGUACAAGACCAUCAAGGUGAAGCUGUGCUACGCGCCGGUGAGUCAAGUGGACCGCGGGUGGAGGAAGACGGUGGACAACCUCGCAAAGGACAAGACGUGCCAGUUCAAGAUCGAAACUAGACCAUACAAACACGGCUCUAGCAAGUGGAAGUACAUAGAUUGGACCAUAAAGCACGACGUGCCUUCUGCUUCGUACUUCGUACGCGCCUACGCUUACGACGGCGCAGGUGUUGCGGUGGCUUACGGUCAAAGCACGGGACCGAAGAAAAACUACAACAUAUUUGAGGUCCAGGGGAUCACCGGACGACACAAGACGCUUGAUGUGGUAUCGAUUUGCUUUAGUGCUUUCUCCGUUUUGUCCUUGGUUGGGUUCUUUGUUGUUGAGAAGACAAGGGCAAAGCCUACCUAAUCAGAUGUGAAGGAAAACUCCAUGGUACAUUCACAUUGUUUGUUGUUAUCAUUGAUGAUUGUUAACCGUUGAUGUGUUACAUUCAUAUAUAUAUAUAUAUAUAUAUAUAGUAACGAUUGACAAUUGUUAAUGACUUUCAGUUGUGUUAAAUUCAGCAUUCAGUUUCAAAAUCA
Molecule: messenger RNA, 1710 nt
Organism: Rosa rugosa (rugosa rose)
Lineage: Eukaryota; Viridiplantae; Streptophyta; Magnoliopsida; Rosales; Rosaceae
Product: high-affinity nitrate transporter 3.2-like
Exons: 2
Coding region: 863-1537 (224 amino acids)
Biological process (GO): nitrate transmembrane transport; response to nitrate
Cellular component (GO): plasma membrane
Molecular function (GO): nitrate transmembrane transporter activity
Source: RefSeq, a predicted model, not a curated record